AUAUACAUUCCUUAACGACAUUCCGCGCCCAGCAUGUCGUCCGUAGACCCGGACUCCGCUGUGCACCCUGGUGUACUCGGCCUUGAGGCACUAGUAGGUCAAGAUGCUAUGAAAAGACACAUCAGCAUCAGACACAUCGCCCCACAGGAAAAUAUCGCUACUUUGAAGGAUGCGUUCAAUCGUCACCUACACUUCACGAUGGCGAAAGACCGGAACGAUGCCUCGGACUGGCACUUCUACAUGGCUCUAGCCCAUGUUGUCAAAGACACAUUGGUUGGCCGCUGGAUUCGUACUCAACAGCACUACUACGAGAAAGAUCCGAAGCGCGUGUAUUACCUUUCACUGGAGUUUUAUAUGGGUCGCACGCUAACCAACACCAUGGUUAAUCUAGAUAUACAAGCAGCAUGUGAUGGCACCAUACGAAAGCUGGGCCUCAAUAUGGAGGAACUUGAGAACAGCGAGGCAGAUGCUGGUCUCGGAAACGGUGGACUUGGACGACUGGCUGCCUGUCUGAUGGACUCGAUGGCCACGCUAGGUAUGGCAGCUUAUGGGUAUGGCAUCCGCUAUGACUACGGCAUAUUCGAACAGAGGAUCAAAGGUGGAUGGCAGGUAGAGGAACCUGAUGAGUGGCUGAGGUAUGGGAAUCCGUGGGAAAAUGCAAGGCCUGAGUUUACUAUUCCGGUACAUUACUACGGUAGUAUCGAACAAAAUGGGGAAGGAUCCAAGUGGGUAAAAACGCAGAUUGUCCAGGCUGUUCCGUACGAUACGCCAAUACCAGGCUUCCGGAAUAACACGGUAAACACCAUGAGAUUGUGGUCUGCUAAAGCGUCAGACAGCUUCAAUCUCAACUUCUUCAACAAUGGGGAGUACCUGAAAGCUGUGUACGAUCGGAAUCUGGCCGAGAACAUUAGUAGGGUAUUGUACCCCAAUGACAAUGCGUUUGAAGGCAGAGAACUUCGUCUAAAACAAGAAUACUUUCUUGUUUCCGCCUCCCUGCAGGACAUAAUUAGGCGGUACAAAUCCCCUAAACGUGGAGGGGCAGAUGGUGUCAGAAAUUCGUUUGCAAUAUUUUCCCAAAAGGUUGCUCUGCAACUGAAUGACACACACCCCUCACUUGCCAUCCCAGAACUGAUGCGUCUUCUCGUGGACGAACAGGGACUGGCCUGGGAAAAUGCCUGGCAGAUUGUCCAGGACACAUGCGCCUACACCAACCAUACAAUACUACCCGAGGCUCUUGAACGCUGGUCCAUCCACCUACUGGAAAAGGUUUUACCUCGACAUCUCCAGAUCAUCUACAUUAUCAACCACCAAUUUCUUGAAGAUGUCAAGCAGCACUUUCCUGGAGAUGAUGACCGUACUCGGAGAAUGUCUAUUGUGGAAGAAGGAGACGAGAAACGCAUCAACAUGGCCCAUCUGUCCAUUGUUGGGUCUCAUGCGGUGAAUGGUGUCGCCCGCAUUCACUCCAAUCUGCUUAAGAGCAAAAUUUUCAAGGACUUUUACGAGAUGUAUCCCGAAAAGUUCCAUAACAUCACCAACGGCAUUACCCCGAGACGGUGGCUAUUGGUAUGUAACCCAUCUCUGACAGCGAUCAUUAGUAGCACCAUAGGUGCCGACUGGCCGACCAAUCUGCAUUCUCUAAGGAAUCUCGAAUCAUUUCAAUCUGAUGCUAGAAUUAUUCAGAUGAUCAUUGACUCCAAGAGAGAAAACAAGACCAGAUUGGCUGCAUACCUGAAACAGCAUGCGGAUAUCGAAGUAAAUCCUGAUUCCAUGUUUGACGUACAUGCCAAGAGAAUACACGAAUAUAAACGUCAACUGUUGAACUGUCUGCAUAUCAUCACUUUGUACAACCGGAUCAAAGCAAAUCCUGACCUUGACAUCGUUCCAAGGACAGUGAUGAUCGGUGGAAAGGCAGCACCUGGAUACUUCAUGGCCAAACUUAUCAUCAAGCUGGUCAAUAAUGUUGCCGAAGUUGUCAAUAACGAUGAAUCAAUACAUGGCAAAUUAAAGGUGGUUUUCUUGCAGAACUAUCGAGUCUCCCUGGCGGAGAAAGUCAUCCCCGCUGCAGACCUUAGUCAGCAGAUCUCUACCGCUGGAACAGAGGCCUCCGGUACUGGAAACAUGAAAUUCAUGCUGAAUGGUGCCUUGACAAUUGGAACACUUGACGGUGCCAAUGUUGAGAUGCGAGAAGAAGUGGGCGAGGACAAUUUCUUCCUGUUUGGGAUGGAUGAGACCGAGGUAGAAGCUGCGAGACCAAACUACUAUCCAAGAAAAUAUUAUGAGGAAGAUCCGGAACUGAAGCAAGCCCUUGACCAAAUCAACAACGGGUUUUUCUCGCCAGAGGACCAUGGGCUCUUUAGGGACAUCUAUAACCAACUGGUAUUCUCCGACGGGUACAUGCUGCUCGCCGACUUCCGGUCCUACAUCGAGUGUCAGAAGCGGGUCGAAGACCUGUACCGUCAGCCUCACAAGUGGGCACGGAUGUGUCUCCUCAACAUUGCCGCGGCGGGCAAGUUCUCUAGCGACCGUACCAUCAUUGAGUACGCCUCCAAAAUUUGGGGAGUUGACCCUUCCGGUUACAAACUUCCGCUUCCACAUGUGGUACAGAAUGAAUCUCAUUAAGAGCGAUCAAUUUAGCCGGGACAGUCCGUGGACAAAGCUACAAACAUAAUAGAGAAUAUGCAUGGUUAAAAACAAGAAUACCAUGUACCCAGUAUUUGUGCAAUAAAUCUUUAUGAGAU
Molecule: messenger RNA, 2738 nt
Organism: Mizuhopecten yessoensis (Yesso scallop)
Lineage: Eukaryota; Metazoa; Mollusca; Bivalvia; Pectinida; Pectinidae
Product: glycogen phosphorylase, muscle form-like
Exons: 2
Coding region: 34-2619 (861 amino acids)
Biological process (GO): glycogen catabolic process
Cellular component (GO): cytoplasm
Molecular function (GO): pyridoxal phosphate binding; glycogen phosphorylase activity
Source: RefSeq, a predicted model, not a curated record